This is a messenger RNA of Didymella exigua CBS 183.55, 1525 nucleotides long. Its product is annotated as FAD-binding domain-containing protein. Gene Ontology annotation, molecular function: FAD binding. Lineage: Eukaryota; Fungi; Ascomycota; Dothideomycetes; Pleosporales; Didymellaceae. Bases 1 to 1341 code for a protein of 446 amino acids. The record is from RefSeq and is a predicted model, not a curated record. The transcript has 4 exons.
AUGGUCUUCCCUAGCACCAGAUGGUUCUUUAUCACACUUGUUGUGCUUGCUCCAGUAUUGCUGAGUGUACGACCUGGCCGAGACAAACUCGCAGCGUCCCUCAGUGACAGAGCGCGCCUGCUCCUUCCAGGCUCAAAUGAGUUCACAGACGCGAGUCUGCGCUGGAGUUCGGCAGACCCGCCAACCUACAGCCUCAUAGUCCAGGUUGCAACAGAGGCAGAUGUGAAACUGACGGUCAAUUACGCGAACCGAAAACGCAAACCAUUUCUUGCUAUAUCCGGCGGUCACGAAACCACUUCGCUGGUCGGGGGCCUGAAGAACGGUAUCGGCAUUCAUCUCAGUCAGAUGAACAAUACACCCAUCGUGGACGACGGUCAGGCAGUCUUGAUCGAGGGUGGUGUGCUGAAUGGAGACCUUACGGCAACGACCGGCUGCGACUGUGUUGGCUUCAUCGCACCAAUCCUGGGUGGUGGACAUGGUUACAAUCAAGGCCGCUAUGGCAAAGCCACUGAUCAGCUUCUCUCUGCUCGUAUUGUGCUUACGAACGGCACUGCUAUCAAUAUCUCGCAAGAAGACAACCCGGACCUGUUCUGGGCAAUUCGAGGAGCCGGCCACAACUUCGGCAUCAUGACCCGGGCCAAGCUACGCAAAUACGAUGUUGAACCUGGUCAACACCAAUGGGCGGCAAGCGGCUUCAUCCUCUCCUAUGACAAGUUGGAAGCCCUGUAUGCAAUUGCCAAUGAUUGGGCGAAAGAUCCAAACAAAUCACCCAUUAUCAUUGCCUGGCUUUACUUUCAAGGCGCCUCGAUUCCCAGCGAUCUUACGGCUCCGCUCCAUGCACUCGCACCGAUAAGCGUUGAUUCUAGUGUCACCGAUAUUGCCGGCGCAAACGCUCAUCUCCUGGCCAACAAAGAAGGUGUCGCCUGCGCAAAAGGCUUCACGCGAAAGAUGGUCCCGAUAGGAGUCCAAGAGUAUGAUAUUGCUGCUAUACGCCAGGCGUUCGAAAUCUUUGGAAGCGUCCCACCGGCGUUCCGUAACUCCGUUAUGUUCACAGAAGGAUACCCCACAAACCGCGUUAAAGAGAUCGAUUCCGAUAGCACUGCGUAUUCUGAUAGAGCUGGAGAGUUCCUGCUUUCGCCUCUUCUAACAUACUCACCGAACGCGAGCCUUGAUGUUGUUGCUGACGACUACGAUGGCAGGAUACGAGACGCGCUCUUGGGAGGUGACCGUUCAAAGCUAGUGGCAUAUGUGAACUAUGCUCGCGAAGAUGAGACUAUGCAAGGAAUGUACGGCUAUGAGCCGUGGAGAUUGGAGAAGCUUCGCAGGCUGAAGAAAGAGUAAGAUCCCUUAGGGCGGUUCAACUUCUUCGCGCCAAUCUCGUAGAUGCUGAAAGUGCGUCUGUCCGAGCCUGCAGAACAAUUGACACAGAAUACCGGACAUCACCCAAUGACCGACUUCUGUCACUUUACCGGAUCUUGAGAUGAAGACCGGUGCUGGUAGGCUACGAUCUGACGUGCUGACCCAC